Molecule: messenger RNA, 561 nt
Organism: Miscanthus lutarioriparius
Lineage: Eukaryota; Viridiplantae; Streptophyta; Magnoliopsida; Poales; Poaceae
Source: the annotation of a GenBank genome assembly
AUGGCGAGCGCAUGGCGCGGCGAGCAAAGGUAUAACCGCGAGCGAGAGGGAGAGCAGCAAGCCACAUCAAGGCUUCUGUCCACACACUCAUCUAGAUCCAUCCUCUCGCUGCCGAACAUCGCAUCACCGCCGCAAUACCAGAGCUCCUCCCCUGCGCAUGCGCGAGUGGAGGCGGCGCGCGAGCUCUGCUAUGGGCGGCAGGAUCCCUGGCCCCAGGGCCAGCCAGUGCGGGCAACAGGAACUUGUCCCAAACAGGAGAUGCGAGAAGUGGAGCUAGGUGCGGACGCGGACGCCGCCGCGUAUGGGCUCGGCUCAUGCCGGUGGGAGGCAUGGGAACGCCGCAGAUCCACGCGGGUGGCACAAGCUCGUCCUCGUCGACGUGGUGGACGAAGGCGUUGCCCGACUGCUGGUGCUGCGGAGAAGGUGUGCUACGCGGUGGUCGAAGAUGAGGGUCGAUGUGUGUUCAGCGGCAUGGAGGACGACGAAGGGCGGGGCAUGGCCGAAGGUGCGGUGGAGGGGCUAGAGCGCGCUCACGAGGAGGUGUCGAGGCGACAGCAUUGA